AUGACGCCGAGGUGUUACCCUACACAUGAAAAUUGCACUCAUAAUUAUUCAUAUUUUUUUUUCUGCAAUAGUGCCUGGUCCAUCUUGCUGGAUCGCUCCCAAACUCGGCUACAGAUAGUUUUGCUCUCCCCUGCAUUAUUUAUCGCAGUAGAAGAUGAUGCUAUGGAAAGACAGAAACUAAUAGAGGCUGUGCCAGACUCUGUUACGCCACUUAUUAUUUAUGAAGAAACAACAGAUAUCUGGAUAAAUAUCCAUGAUAUCUUCCAUGUUUUCUCUCAAACCCGCCAAGACGAGAUAGAGUUUAUUUUCGCCUCUGAAUGUCAAACGGGGUUCCGGCACCUGUACAAAAUCAUCUCAGUUUUGAAGGAGAGCAGAUACAAGCGAUCAUGUGGAGGUCUCCCUACUCCAAGUGACUUCAAAUGUCCCAUCAAAGAGGAAUUAGCAAUUACCAGUGGAGAAUGGGAAGUACUUGGUAGACAUGGUUCCAGCAUCCACGUGGACGAAGCAAAAAAACUGGUGUAUUUUGAAGGCACAAAGGAUUCCCCUUUAGAGCAUCACCUGUAUGUCGUUAGCUACAAGAAUCCUGGAGAGGUGAAGCGACUGACGGACCGUAGUUACUCUCACGCCUGCUCCAUUAGUCAGGACUGUGACAUGUUCAUCAGUAAAUUCAGUAACCAGAAGAACCCGCACUGUGUGUCACUGUACAGGCUGACUGGUUCUGAAGAUGAUGUUGCUCACAGAAAGAAGGAAUUCUGGGCCACGAUUCUAGAUUCGGCAGGUCCUCUUCCUGACUAUGUUCCCCCGGAAAUCUUCUCCUUUGAGAGUUCCUCAGGCUUUACGCUGUAUGGCAUGAUGUACAAACCUCACCAUCUACAACUUGGGAAGAAAUACCCCACGGUGCUCUUCAUAUAUGGAGGGCCGCAGGUGCAGCUGGUGAACAAUCGGUUUAAAGGAAUCAAGUAUUUUCGCUUGAACACGCUGGCCUCGCUGGGUUACGUAGUUGUUGUAAUUGACAACAGGGGAUCCUGCCACCGAGGGCUUAAGUUUGAAGGUGCCUUUAAAUACAAAAUGGGUCAAAUAGAAAUUGAUGACCAAGUGGAAGGGCUGCAGUAUUUAGCAUCCCAGUAUGACUUUAUUGAUUUAGACCGAGUUGGCAUUCAUGGCUGGUCCUAUGGAGGAUACCUGUCUCUGAUGGCAUUAAUGCAGAGAUCUGAUCUCUUCAGGGUUGCCAUUGCUGGAGCCCCAGUCACACUGUGGAUAUUCUAUGACACAGGCUACACAGAGCGUUAUAUGGGACACCCUGAUCACAACGAGCAGGGAUAUUAUCUAGGAUCAGUGGCCAUGCAAGCGGAGAAGUUUCCUUCAGAACCACACCGUUUGUUGCUGCUGCAUGGUUUCUUGGAUGAGAAUGUUCACUUUGCACACACAAGUAUAUUAUUGAGUUUUCUAGUGAGGGCUGGAAAACCAUAUGAUUUACAGAUUUACCCUCAGGAGAGACACAGUAUAAGGGUCCCUGAGUCUGGAGAACAUUAUGAACUCCAUCUGCUGCAUUAUCUGCAAGAGAAUCUUGGCUCCCACAUUGCUGCACUGAAGGCAAUGUAACUGACCUCAGUGGAACUCUGAUACACUGGCUGUUUAACCAAACGAGGAAAUUGAUCUUUAGAGAAAAUAGAACAGAAUAUUGCAUUUUGGUGCCUGCCACAUAUGCACGCACUCACACACCCAUAUGCGUACCCACACACAGACACUUUUUUUUUUUUAAAGUAAACUAGGUGCCAUACAAGGAAACUAUAGUACAAUGGCCUAAUAAUUUAAAAAUGGAAAUAAAAUCAAAUGUCUGCGGCAUGCAGCAGUACCAUGCAAAUUCUUUGGGGAAGAAGCUGAAAAUUCGGUAACACAUUUCCACAAUACCAUAUCUUCACCAUCUGAAAACAUUGAGCUGUACGAGUCUAAUUGGUGUGUUUUGUUUUUUUUUAUAGUGUGUUUCUCAGUUUCUUACAACAAGGUAAUAUUGGAUGAUUCACUCACAUCAUGGCAAAAAUCUGGCUGGAUGGUUACAACUUUGAUACCAUUUUAAAAUGUAAUGUGUAAUAGUUUGUUUCGUGCAAGGGAUGUCCAGCUCAUUAGGAAUUAGUUGCAUAUUAGACACAUUAUAUUACCAGAUGUUGGGGAUAAUUAUUUUUAAAAAGAAACACUUUUACUGCCUCCUGAAGAAGUUUAUAAUUUGGUUUUAACUAAGAUCAGACCAGUUUUUUCAGUGAGCUCAUCUCAGUGUAGUACAAAUCUUGCUGUUUUUUUCUUUUGUAGUGUGAUAAACAGCUUGUACCUGAUUUCAAACAGGGAGGUGAAAAAUGUAUUUCAAUACAUGUAAUUCAAUACAUUCAAUAACAUGGGCAGAAAAAUUAGCUUUGGGUAUGCUGAGAAACAAGCUAGUUUUAAGCCAAACAGCUGAAACUUUGUAUACUUCUCAUAUUUUAACAAAACAGCCUAUUCCCAUGGACUUUCACACAAUGUGCAUUUUGGGGCUGUUUUCAAAAUACUUUCCUAUUUCAGCAGGUGGGUGUAUAAAUAUUCCCCCACUAAGAUUUUAAAAUUCCAACACCCAAGUUCAAGUGUCCACUGGGUAGUUGGUAAGAUGGGGGCCUAUCAACACUACAUUGAAGCAAUGCAAAUUGUGUUUUAUUAAAUUUUUUUGUUGUCAUUAUUCUAGCAUUAUUCUCAGAUCAGUGUUGAGAACGUUUAUUGUCCUAGUCACCCUGCUCCCGUAUAUAUAGAUAGACUCCAUCACCCCUUGAGUCAUCUCUAGCACUGCAGUGUAGCAUGAUCAUAUGCUGUCCUCUGAGAGAAACCCUUGUCCAUGUUGCUUAAGGUAAUUGCUGGAAGCUAGCACCCUGCAAUAUAAAAUCACAUUAAAGCAUGAUUUUCUUUGCUAGUGUGGUUUUGGACUUUGGCUAAAAAAUGUGAAGUGUUUGAAAAUACCUUUAAAUUUCAAAAUGUUGUUUAAACUAGAACUCCAUAGUCAAAUUAUUACUUUUAAACCAGAAAACUCUGCCUGGGGUUUCUGUGUUAACUUCCCAUAAUUUUUAGGUACUUUCCUUUAAAAAGCCAAGAACUUUUUCCCUUCUAUUUUGAUGCUACAGAGAGAGAAGCAGAGCAUGAUUCUCUUUUCAUCUUUUGAAAACUUGGAUGCCCUGUGGCUUGUGUUCCUACUCGAAAUAUUGUAGCAGUGUGCUUUAAUAACUUUUUUAGGUGUAUGAAUGAUCAGCAGACCCUAGAACUCUAACAUUUAAAACAAUAGGACCUGACCUUGAUAUUUGUGACACUAGUAUUAAUUGGGAAUAACUCCACUGGAGUCAGUGGAAUCACCUGGAUAUAAGAGCUGUGUAAGAGACAGCAGAAUCGGGUCCACUGGCUUAUGCUAAAGGUAAUCAAAGCAAACACACUUCCUGUAAGCAUAUACCGUUUUUUUCCAGAUCUCUCACAAUUAUUUUGAAUUGGACUGAUGAUAUUUUAAGUUCUGUAAUUUACACCAUCAGCAUAUGGAAAUAGGUUUAUAGGUUUUUAUUUUGGGGGACUGGGGGAAUGUAAGGAGCCCAAUAUCUACACUGUCUUCUCUGUACCAACAAUAGCUAAUUAUAACUGAAGUGAAUUCCCUUCAGAAAAAGCCAGCAUUUUCAGCCAUCCUAUGGCAUGUGCUGUAGUUAGUAUUUACAGACAAGCUGGUACAUUGAUAAACUUGAAGAAUAACAAUGUGCCAGUUAGUAUAAAAACUACAAAUUUGUUACUAUGGUAUCCCACCUGGUUCUUUAUGUAUUUAUGCUGAAGUGUAUAUAUACAUAUAUCUAUGGGUAUGUCUACACCGCAAAAGAAACGCAGGGCAGCAAGUCUAACAGCCCAGGUGAACUGACUCAGGCUUGCACCGCAGGCUAAAAAUAGCAGUGCAGACAUUCAGGCUUUGGACUCAGACUCACAACGCAGGUUCUUUUGUUGCUGUGUAGACAUACCCUGUAUCUGUCCAUAGAUACCUAUAUGUAUAAAAUAACACAUGGAUGGUAUCACAUUUUCCAAGGUUGUUUAUAUUUUGUUCAAUAUUAAAUUAACUGGUGUUUGGGGAUGUAUUUUUGUUCUUCCUCCAGAGAUUAUCUCUUGAAUAUAAAUGUAUAUGAUUCUGAAGUAAAAUUUGAUUCUUUUGUACAAAAUGGUCUCUAUGGAACAGUGCUUGCAGCAAAGAAGGAAUUAAAUGGGAUUCUGGUAAUCAAGUCUAGAUUUUGGUUUAGCACUGAACAUGAUAAAAUUGCUUACAUGUAACUUUUUAAUAAGGCAUUCUCUCUUUAUUUUAAAUAUAUCUUAUAUAUCAGAAAACUCUUAAAGUACCAAGUAUGUACUCUAUUUAUUUUGCAACAUAAAUUAUGGUUUUCUUUUCUACAAAAAUAAUUUCCUUUAUAGCUAUUAGGCACUUUAAAACUCCAUGUUUUCUUUCCUUGGGAAAAUGCUGGAAGGAUUUACUAUCAGUAUUUCAUAGUUCUGUACAAAGGAUGCUUGCCACAUGUAACGGUAAUGAAAAGCAUAUCCUAUAGGGUCUGAUCCGGCUCCCAUUGAAGUUAAUAACCAAACUCCUGUUGAUUUCAAAGGGGCACGAUCAAGUCCACAGGGAAUGAGCACUGCCUUGUGAAAUACCAAAUGUGAGUCCGUCAGUAACUCUUAAAACUGGAGAUGCUGCUCACUAGAUAAGAAUAUUAUAUCCUGAUUGGUCUUGGUGGGAUAAACCACAUCUAAGAUCAGCAAUUCUGCAUCUGUUGCCAACUGUAAGCCAGUCUUCCUAUGCUACAGCAUCAAUCUGGAGUACUGUGUAUGAUGGUAGUGUUACUGCAGCAUUUUGGAUCCUUGGAAUUACCUAAAUCCAAGUCCAAAAAUCUCUGGGUUGGGGAGAUGGCACUUUCACCCAAGAAGAAUUGCCCAUGAUGUUUUACAUUUUGAAUUUAUUUUAAAUUGUUUUUGUUUGUGGACUUACUUUAAAAGUGGCCAAGUGGUAAUGUUACUUUAAAUUUUAAGCAGGGCUAGUGAACUCCCUAGGUAUGAAGUAUGAGAACAGAAUAUUCCAUGGAGGAGAGAUCACCACCUUGCCCCACAAAAUAAAUCCCUAGCUGGGGAUGACUGAGGGGAUGUCUACCCGGGAAUUAAAAAAACACCCGGCUGGCCCAGGUCAGCUGACUUGGGCUCCGUAGCUGAAAAAUUGCUGUGUAGAUGUCAAGCGUCCCAGAGUUUGAUCUCCAGCCUGAGCCCAAAUGUCUACAGAGAUUUUUAGCACUGUGAGCCUGAGCCAAAUGAGCCCACAGUUUGUUUGUUUAUUAUCCCUGUGUAGACAUAUCGAGUUCAGCGGGGUUACUCUCAGCAAUAACCAUUACACCUCGUGGUAUAUGAUAGCAAGAUUUGGCCCAAAGUGUUGAAUGUAAAUCUUUCCUACAGUAGCAGGUAUCUUUGCAUCUUACCACCCAAUCCUGUGUCUACUAAAAUUACACAUUUAACUUUUGCUGAAAAACGAUAGAGCAUUUAUUAAAGGCUGGGUUAUGAAAACUGAGGGACUAGUGGUGUUGAAUAGGGAUGCCAGUAUACAUAUCUUUUGUCUGUUUUCAUUGUUUGGAAUUGUGUUCGGUUUGCUUCAGUGGGGACAGAUUCUAUGGUAUAAUGUUUUGAAGUGCUUUCCAUUAUUUAAGCCAGGAAAUCUUCCUUUUAAUAAAGAAUAGGGGGAAGGCAGGGAACAUUUUAGAUUGGUGCAAGUAAUCUGCUUUUUUUUUCCACAUUUCCAACUAUAUCAUUUGUAUUAAUAUACAUCUUACUCAUUACCUAGAAUUACUUCAUUUUUAUAAACUCGGUUUACUACCCAAUAUUAAUUAAUGAAGCAGUUAAUUCUGAUCAGGAUGUGAAGCUUUGAAAAUAAAGUACUUUAAUUAUACUAAAAUGGAAAAUGUGUUCCCCGCUAAUAGGGGUAUUUGGGAUUAGUGUUAGCAAAGACUUUUUGGAUGGGCUUGACACGUUGAAGGUUUAACUCUUUACAGCUGUGUAUGUGUGUUGUGUUGCAUCUAGCAAAGAAUCCAGCUGUGACAUUAACUGACAAAAUAGGGUCCUGAGACUUAACCUGUCAAAGUAAAAUAAUUGAUUGUGUUUCUUGCUGAUCUGUGUGUUCCCUGUGGAGAGCAAUAUGUUUUGCUGCUAGCAUGACACUGAAUAUUGAGAAGGCAAUAACAAGGUGAGGGAAAAUCAGACAGAUUAGAAAACUGCCUUGAAUUGCCUAUUUACUUGAGUUACCAGACCCCUGUCAAUACAAGUACUGUAUCUUCCGGGGUGCUUUGGGCUGCCCUUACGAAAGGACAGGUCUUUUCGUGGUUUUUACUUUGAUGUUCUGCACAGUAGAAGUUCAGGUGUUUAAUUUUAGAACAUGAAGUGCCUGCUGUUUAAGCGUUGACUUGUAUUAACCAAAUUGCAUGUCUCAUGCCAGUAGGUUUAUGGGUUUCCCUCCAUUUCUAGCUACAUGGCUUUUAAUCAUGUAAAGUGGAAACAUUAGUUUUGCCGCGUUUUAUUACAAAUCCUUUUUGUUGCAAUAAAGAUGCUGCUAAAUAAAUUGAACUAAAUGUUUUUCUGUU
Molecule: messenger RNA, 6641 nt
Organism: Dermochelys coriacea (leatherback sea turtle)
Lineage: Eukaryota; Metazoa; Chordata; Testudines; Dermochelyidae
Gene: DPP8
Product: dipeptidyl peptidase 8
Exons: 12
Coding region: 1-1602 (533 amino acids)
Biological process (GO): proteolysis
Molecular function (GO): dipeptidyl-peptidase activity; serine-type peptidase activity
Source: RefSeq, a predicted model, not a curated record